This is a messenger RNA of Ceratotherium simum simum (southern white rhinoceros), 986 nucleotides long. RefSeq names its product olfactory receptor 5B12. Lineage: Eukaryota; Metazoa; Chordata; Mammalia; Perissodactyla; Rhinocerotidae. The record is from RefSeq and is a predicted model, not a curated record. Gene Ontology annotation, biological process: G protein-coupled receptor signaling pathway. Gene Ontology annotation, molecular function: olfactory receptor activity; G protein-coupled receptor activity. Gene Ontology annotation, cellular component: membrane.
AGCCACGUAAUUCCCAAUUGAUCCCUAUGGAUAACGGUACCGAGGUGACUGAGUUCAUUCUCAUGGGGUUAACUGAUGCCCCAGAACUGCAGAUCCCACUCUUUAUAAUCUUCUCUCUCAUCUACCUCAUCACUCUGGUUGGGAACCUGGGGAUGAUUGAGUUGAUCCUGUUGGACUCUCGUCUCCACACUCCCAUGUACUUUUUCCUUAGUAACCUGUCUCUGGUGGAUUUUGGUUAUUCCUCAGCUGUCACUCCAAAGGUGAUGGCAGGAUUCCUCACAGGAGACAAAAUCAUCUCCUAUAAUGCUUGUCUCACCCAGUUCUUCUUCUUUGCAGCUUUUAUCACUGUAGAAAACUUCCUCUUGGCCUCAAUGGCUUAUGACCGUUAUGCAGCAGUGUGUAAACCCCUGCAUUACACCACCACCAUGACGACAAGUGUGUGUGCUUGUCUGGCUAUAGGCUCCUACCUGUGUGGUUUUCUGAAUGCCUCCAUCCACACUGGGAACAUUUUUAGGCUCUCCUUCUGUAGGUCCAAUGUGGUUGAUCACUUUUUCUGUGAUGCUCCUCCUCUCCUGACUCUCUCAUGCUCAGACAACUACAUCGGUGAGAUGGUUAUUUUCUUUGUGGUGGGUCUCAAUGCCCUCUUUUCUAUCCUGGUCAUCUUGAUAUCCUACCUGUUUAUAUUUAAUACCAUCCUGAGGAUUCGGUCAUCUGAAGGAAGCCAGAAGGCCUUUUCCACCUGUGCUUCCCACCUCACUGCCGUCUCCAUCUUCUAUGGGACAGUAAUCUUCAUGUACUUACAGCCCAGCUCCAGUCAUUCCAUGGACACAGACAAAAUGGCGUCUGUGUUCUAUACUAUGGUCAUCCCCAUGCUGAAUCCUCUGGUUUACAGCCUGAGGAACAAAGAGGUCAAGAGUGCCUUUAAAAAGGCUAUGGGGAGGGCAAAAUCUUCUAUAGGAUUCAUAUUUUAAUUACAUUUAUUCUAC